UGUAUCUCACACGGGGCUUGAACAGCCUCCCAUGCUUAGCUGGUUAUAAUAAUAGCGAGGUGACCUGGUUUCAGCACCCCCCGGUUCGCUAACAGCUCCAGAGCGCGGCGGAGAUUUGGUCAGCCCCUCCCCGCCCGGUGCGUCUCACACAGCGGGUAACCAGGGCGCAGCCUCCGCGGACAGUUUCAGCACGAGAGGCGCGGAGCUGUCCACGCAUUCAGCACUUUUCUUCAGCUGGAGGUGGAAACAAGACGGCGAAGAAGCAAAGGCAGCUGGGAUAAAGGCUAAGGACCUUACGAGACCGCGUAUUUCAGGAUGGCGUCAAAAUACGUUGGCCUCUUCGUCUUUUUCCAGCUUCUAGCCCUGAAUGUAGUGAGCCAGAUAUCUGCCUUCCCCACACCUACUACAGCCUCUACGGAUGAUAAAGCUGUGUACAAUAGACAGCUGACAGAAGAAAGACCUCUACAAGAGCAGAUUGCUGAGGCGGACAGUGUAAAGGCUGCAGUACAGUCGGCUGAGAGCAAGCGUUCAUCUGCCUCCAAGGAGUCCGAGUCACAGCAGGACCUUGAUGAUUUAACUGUGCUGAAAUCACUGGCUGAUGGGCAGAAAUCUAAAGAGUCCACAGAGAUGCCGGCCAAGAAAGACAUCCAGUAUGUUCCAGAUGAAUCUGACUCGACCAAGAGCCGACGUCUGGCCGAGGACUACGACUCCACAAAAAACGGGAUGGACUACGGCAAGUACCAGGAUGAUCCAGAAAGCUUUCGUCAAGUGGAUGGCACUCCACUGACGGCAGAGGACAUUGUUCAAAAGAUCGCAAACAAAAUCUAUGAGGAGGACGACAGAGGAGUGUUCGACAGAAUCGUCUCCAAACUGCUAAAACUGGGUCUGAUCACAGACAGCCAGGCUGAAACUCUGGAGUACCAGGUGGCCGAGGCUCUGCAGGAUCUCAUCACUAAAAACGCCAAGAACAACGAGAUUGAGGACAUGGAGAGCAAUGACCAAGGACCCAGGGGAGAGCAGGAUGACCAGGGUUCAGACACAAACUCGGACACGUGGGAGUCACCCAGGCGCCGUUUCAACGAUGAGGACGAUGAGGAAGAAGACGAUGAGGUCGAGGAUGAGGUUGACAGAGAUGCAGAGGAAGAGGAGGGUGAUGCAGGAGACAACACCUGGGACAAAGAUACUGAUGAGGGCAACGAGGUGAGACCUGAAGAUGGGCUCCAGGACCUGCAGUACUUCCCCAACUUCUAUCGUCUCCUCAGGAGUCUCGAUUCAGAAAAAGACACAGAGGAGAGAGAGACAUUGAUCACCAUCAUGAAGACGCUGAUUGACUUUGUGAAGAUGAUGGUGAAGUACGGCACUAUUACACCAGAGGAGGGAGUGUCCUAUCUGGAGAACCUGGAUGCUAUGAUCGCCAUGCAGACCAAGAACAAGCUGGGAAAGUCCCUCGUGCCUCCUGAUUUCACUGGACCCAACGGAAAAAUCUUGGAUGAGGACGACAACACCAAAGCUGAAGCGGCCAAGAUGCAGAAGGAGUACGAGAACCUCAAAGACUCAACCAAGGAGGAGCAGCCUUCAACUGAGACCAAUCAGCCCGGCAAAUCAGAGACGUAUUUAGAGGCUAUCAGAAAGAACAUUGAGUGGCUGAAGAAACACAACAAAGAAGAAGGCAAAGAUGAUUAUGAUCUGUCCAAGCUGAAGGACUUUAUGGACCAGCAGGUUGACUCAUACAUCGAGAAAGGCAUCAUUGCUAAGGACGAGGGCGACACCAUCAAGAGGAUCUACAGCAGCCUGUAACAUGUCAUCCUUCCUGGUCUGAAUACACAGGACUGAAUCUGAUUUUAAGAACUCCAACCAAACCCUGAUUAUUAACAGUUAUUCCCUGUGGCAUGGUAAAGUAUAUACUGUGUAUUUAAAUCUACCUGCUAAGGGGAACUCUUCAACCCUCCCACACAUUCCCACGUUUCAAGACAAGUGAUAAAAUAAUAAAAGAAUAGACUUACUCGACAGAUACCUAACUGAUAUUUGCACGCCAAGAUUGCAGUGUAAUACUAAGUUAAAUAUAGUUGUUAAGAGAAAGAUUGAAGUAUUUUACUUUACCAACUUGCAACUAAAAUGAUACCAUUUACUCCAACCUAUGGGAAAAGAAUGUUAUGAGUACAAUGCCAUAGCGCCACUCUUUCCAAUUAAUUUUUUGCUACAAAUUACACAUAUAUCAAACUGUACUCAUUCUGUGUAAUCUGUCUUAGCCUAUUAUAUUUCUUUUUCCAGUGUCUAUGUAAUAUCUUUAUGUAUUUCUUGCUUUUUAUUUUACCAAAAAAUAUAUUUGUUGUGUUUCAUGUUGAUGCCCUCUGAACUCCUGUAUUCAGUUCUGCUGUAAUCCUUCUGGAGCCCACUAGAGGGCAGUGUCUGUACCAUCUAUUCUCUCUGCAUGUCUCUGUGAGUUCAGCAUUUCCAUCUCUGUAGAGCCAGAAGAGAAGUAUUUUUAAAUGUAAAUA
This is a messenger RNA of Cheilinus undulatus (humphead wrasse), 2498 nucleotides long. RefSeq names its product secretogranin III (gene scg3). Gene Ontology annotation, cellular component: secretory granule membrane. Bases 316 to 1797 code for a protein of 493 amino acids. The transcript is spliced from 12 exons. Gene Ontology annotation, biological process: protein localization to secretory granule. NCBI's taxonomy places the organism in Eukaryota, Metazoa, Chordata, Actinopteri, Labriformes, Labridae. The record is from RefSeq and is a predicted model, not a curated record.